UUCAACACACUUACUCAACAGAGAUUUACCGAGCACCUUGUAUGUAACAGGUACCUGUUGACUGCUGGGCAACACUGACAGGAUUUCUGCUUUCAUGGGGUUUUUAAUCAGGGGUCAACGUGAGAGGCACUGUCAAAUAUGCAUAAAACGCAGAGCUGCAGACUUGGAAAGAAAGGCUGUGCAAUAGUGUUUGGGGGCAGGGGUGGGUAUGAAGCCCUUCCUGAAAAAAAUGGGACUGAAAGAGGAGCGGUAACUAAUCACAGGAAGAGGGAAGAGGAGCGUUGAAGCGGCAUGAAGAGGGGCACAGCCUGAACAAAGACCUGAGAAUCUGUUACCUGGCAAAACUGCAAAGUCGCCCAAAAUGCUGGAGCAACCAAAAGCUGUGCAAGAUGAGGGUGGAGGAAUACUUAGGAGCCGUGCCACACAGCAGUCUUACAGGAUGGUUUCAGUAUUUCGAUUUUUAUCCUAAGACGUGGUCUACGAUGAGAUGAUCUCUUGGCUAUCUGAUUGGCAGAUAUCUUUUUGCUUGUGUUUUUCCUCCAGCAAGAAUACUUUUUGUUUGUUUGUUUUGGGGUUUUUUGUUUGUUUGUUUUUGUUUUUUUGGAUGCAUUUAAGCGCGGCGUGCAUUCUUGGAUUAGUCAGAGGCCGCCUUUCCUUGUUGACCUCACAUACGUGCACACUUUUUUGACCCCUGGGGAAGAGGAGUUUGCAACCUUUUCUCGAGGAUUAUUAGAUUUUGUACUAAAAGCACCAUGGAGGUGACUGCAGAGAGCAAUCUUGUCUGCCCGGCAUACGGACAGGAUCUACGCAGGAGCAGUUGGCUCUGGGGCGGGCGGGGGAAGGGGAGGAGCGCGGCGCCUCAGCGACCCACUGCGCAGGACCGCUCCUGGUUGCCAAGGCAGCGGGAAGGACUCGCCCGGAAGAGUUUCCCCACGGACCUGCCGGCUCCAAAACCCAUCCCGGAGGGGCUCGGGACUGACUAGUUCCUGAGGCCGUGUUGAUCACAGCAAAGCAGGUGAAGAGCAGAGCCUGAUGCAGUGUGAUGGCCAUCCGCCUAGAAGCCCGAGGAUUCGGAGAAGCAGGGGGAAUUGACCCAUACAGACAUCAGGACAAUGGGCGACCUUUCUAAGGAGACCUUGGAGUCCUUUACUGAUGAGGUACGGAGUUCCGGUUCAUUCAGUUCCUCUGGAAGACUGCAGCCCUGGUCCUGUGCCUCCGGGAGCGAAUCUGAGAGUGGCAGGCUGACUGCACGCUCGGAGUAUGGAGAUAACCAAUCAGAGCUUUCAGACUUCAAAAAUAAUGAAAAGAGGUUGAGCAGAAGAUGGAUCAACAACCUCAAGGGCAAGGACGCGCACUCUGGACAGUACCAACCAGACACUAAACUUCAAACAGAAAUCACUCAGGCAUCCCUUGAAGAAUGGAAUGCCCUGCAGUCUUUCUGCACCGUUAAGAUAAACCUGAUCCAUCACAGAGCAAACUCUAAGGGGAAAAAGAGCAGCAGACAUAAAAAGCUACAGCUUGAAUCGGAUGCAGAGGCUCCAGAGGUAGAUGCCUUAAACUGUACUGUCCCUGAUGAGCUUUUGAACAGAAUCUAUUUUAAAAACAUGAGGACAACACCCAAACAGGUGGCAACAACUAAGCAACACAUUUCUUCUCAGUGUCCCAGCUGUAACAGAAAAAGAGCAGAACUGGCCCAAUCUGCCUUCCUGAAACAGAAGAAGACUUUACUGGAGUCACUUCUACUCCAAGAGAAAAUAGAUGAAUAUCUUCAUACCAAAGACUUUCUUACCCUUAUCGGAGAAGCACAUCAGAGCCUUCCCAGGCUUUCAGAUGACCCCAGAAUAAUCUGGGAAAGAUUGAAGGAGAAAAGUCAUAUUGGAUACUCUGGUUUUGAAAGGUCAGGUACAAAGCAGAAGAUGUAGCAGAAUGGAAAUAGUGCUUGUCAUUCACCUUUUUGUCUACCAAUUCUCAAACCUCUUACUCUUAACAGGAUGGUGUUUAUUAAUGAUAAUGUGUAACGUGGAUAAAUGUUUCUCUUGUGUAUUUGAAUAAUUACCAUCAUUUCUGUAAUGGGGGCGGAGUGGGCGUGCAGCCUGUUAGCGCUAGAUGGUUGGUGCCACUGUUAUCGCGAGACUGAGCGCAGUCCGAGGUCCCACUAUGCUGGCAGUCAGCUUGCAGUGGUCCUCGUGGCAGAGAGUGUGGUGAGAGGCAGUCGCGGGGCCGGGGACAGGCUGAGGGCUGUGUCCUGCAGAGCCCCAGAACCCUGGCCAUAGCCGCCUGCUGGCCGGGCCCAGGCCUUGAAGCAGCAGCGAACCUCCAUUCCCUCUGUGACCUAAGGGCGGCGGGCGGUCUUCAUGGGCCGCAGUCCCUGGAGGCCUCAGCAGCUGGAGUAUAUGGACACUGCUAUUAAGGUAACAGCUUCAACCAGCUUCAGUGUCUCCGUUCAAGUUUCAAAAUUGGUCCAGUUGUCUACCCUUAGGAGGCGGUCAGAGGUCAGGGUUAAGUUGCAAGGACAUUGCACAUCAAUUAUUUCAGGUCCACCUCUGUGGUUGGGGCGGUUCUCAAAGAAGGACAAUUGUUGUGAGCUGGGAAUUAACCUGAUUGGUAUUUGCUGCGGCACAUAUUUGUACUGAUCCUAUUCAAAUGGUUCUCUCCAAGUUAAAUGAAAAGCUAGAGGGCCGGCUGGGUCCUGGGCGCCUGGCUCCCUCAGUGAUGUUGGCUGGGCAGGGUCUGGGGACCUGGCCUUGAGAGCGCCGCCAGCUGAGAUCUGCCUCCUCACCUGGGCCUGGGCACUGGCAGGAGGACCCACCUGGGUGCUGACAAACACUCCCAGGCAGGGUAACUGGCUCGAGCAGGGACUGCCCCCCCCUCCCCCCCGCCGCUUUACGCCAGGGCCUGGACCUCGGGGGGCAAAAGUUGUGCUUCGGGGUCUUGCCCUUUCUUGUCAGAUCAGAGAAUAACAAUUUGUUUUGGUGGAGGUUUAUAGGAACGUGGUGACCUGGCCUCAAGAAAAAAGGAUCGGACACCAAGAAGUUUGUAACAACUAACCAUGCCCCUCCCUCACCUUUCUUAUAAAAGGGCUCUGGUGAAAGCUUUCUGGGUGUUAGGGGGUUUUAAGGCAUGAGCCACCUGUCUCCUUGCAUAGCCCUGUAAUAAACCUUUCUCCGCUCCAAACUCUGGUGUUUUGAUAUUGUUUGGCCUCAUUGUGUGGCGGGCAUGCAGACUUGCGUUUGAUAAUAUUUCUGUAGGCAUGUUGGAAACUUAAGAGUUUACUGUGCUUCCUUCACAAAGUUGAGGACUAAAGACUUUCCACCCAGUAUUUUUUUCAGAUUAUGGAGGGCAACAUUUUAUAGUUGGAAUAGUUAUAAAGUUUGUAUAACAAUCCAGGAGAGAGCUGCUGGCAGUUUGGACCAGGGUUUUGACAGUACAGACAGAAAGAAAUAGAGAUGUAAGAAAUACUUAGGAGGUAAUAAUUGACAUUCUUUGGGUGUGUUAUGGGUGUUUAAUAAAAGAUAAAUGUUAAGAAUUUGGAUGAAUGAUAAUUUCAUUAAGAUAGGAACAUUGGAAGAGGAUGAUGUUUGAUGAAGAGGGCGAUUAUUUGGAUAUGGUUAGUUUGAGGAAUAUUUGAGACAUUUAUAUUGAGAGGUUGAGAAACAUUUGGCUAUUUGUGCUUGUAAUCUGGAGAAAAGGUCUUAGCCUAGAGAUUUGAAGUAAAGGGUCAAGGGGUUGGGGACCACUGGCAUAUACUGUAGUUGGAAGUAGAAGUCAUGGAUAUGGUGAGCUCUUCUAGAAGAAAGUAGAAUGAGAAGAGAAGAAGGGCUAUGACCGACUCCUGAGAAGUUCAGUUGAUGGCUGUGUAGAGGAGAAUAAGCCAGCAAAGGAGGUUGAGAAGAAGUCAUCAUAGAAGAAUAAAGGAAACCAGGAAAGUGUAUUAUCAGAGAGACCAAAGAGAACAUUUCAAGAGGAUGGUUUAUCUAAGCAUGCCAUUGCAAUGGAGUUCACAGGAAAUGAUUUAGUCAUGUGCUGGCCUCUUUGCCUUAACAACCACCACUUCAGUCAUAAUACUUGGGCUGACUGACAAAGCAGAUUGAGGAAUAAAUGUAAGCUAAGGAAGUGAGGAAUAUAGGUGUAGACUUCUUGAAGUUUAGCUGUAGAGGGAAAGUGGGGGAGGUAAUUUUUCUAUAUGUCUAACACUUAAGCUAUCACAGUCAACAUAGCCUUUGUAUCAUAUGUCAAUAUUACUCUUUGUCUUUAGACCUUCAUUUAUGUAUAAAGAUACUCUUUUUUUGCCUAUAAAAUUUUGUGUAUUUUCUCUUAGUCAUUCCUAAAUAA
Hippopotamus amphibius kiboko is the source of this 4332-nucleotide messenger RNA. RefSeq names its product chromosome 10 C8orf48 homolog (gene C10H8orf48). NCBI's taxonomy places the organism in Eukaryota, Metazoa, Chordata, Mammalia, Artiodactyla, Hippopotamidae. The record is from RefSeq and is a predicted model, not a curated record.